AAGAGAAGGCUCAGAGGAGACCUCAUUGUACUUUACAAUUACCUUAAAGGAGGCUGUGGCAAGGUGGGGAUCGGGCUCUUCUCCCAUGCACCAAGUGAUGAGGGGAAAUGACCUCAAGUUGCGCCAGGGAGGUUUUAUGUCAGAUAUUAGGAGAAAUUUCUUUACUGAAAAGGUUGUGCGGCAUUGGAACAGGCUGCCCAGGGAAGUGGUUGAGUCACCAUCCCUGGAGGUAUUCAAGAAACAUGUAGAUGUAGAAUUUAGUAGCAUGGUUUAGUGGUGGACUUUAGUACUAGGCUAAAGGUUGGACUUGAUGAUCUUAGAGGUCUUUUCCAACCUGAAUCUCUGGAACACGUCUAACUGAACAUGUUCUGCAGUAUCACUGGAUACUUGAGAGAGCAUCAAAAUCAAUGUGAAGUAAUUACAGGCACCAUUUUGCUUUGAAUCAGACCUAUAGGGCAAAGAUUCCCAAAGUCUGGAAUACCUAUUGCUUAUACCAAUAUAUAAGUAAAUAAAUAAUAAUCAGUGAAAAGAUACCCCAAACCUCUAAUUUUGCCUGGUUGGGGGCACUGGCAGAAUUUAGAUCAGAAAUUAAAUGCCUUCAUUUGAGUAGGAUACAGUUCACAGCAACAAAUUACUACUGGGUGGGACACGAGAAGCAGGCAGCCAAACGUGUUCUGCUGGGCUGCACCCAUAGUGCCUGCAGGAGCUCAUCCAGUUCUGGUGUUUAGGUUUUAGGUUCAGCCUGAAAGACUAAGACCCAGAGACAGAAUAAGAUCAGAUACAUGGGUUUUGUAAUGUGAAGUGUCAUUUACAAGCUUAAGGAGAUAUAAUCGGGUCUGAAGUGUGCAGAGGGACUAAUCCUGCGAGUGAAGGCAGACCACUCCAACCACCUGGGGUCCCCACCUCCUCAGCGUCUAGUUCCUCCACACUAGUAGUGUGAGCCUGGAAAGGCACAGCUGCACAAAUCAUUGGCACCCCAGAGAGCAGCACUAGAAACCCCCGUCUGGAAAGCGAAAGUUCUGCCUUUAAACCCACGGUGCCCGUUCAAAGUUUCCUUCCAAGCCUUUGGGAGCGACACUUCCCCGUGCCCGUCCCUCCAGGGGCUGGACAGCCGCACUCGGCAGCCGCCCGCAAACGAAACCGAAAGGGCUCGAAAGUAGCCGGCUUACGGGGCGGCGACCUGCGGGCGGGCUGCCGGUGGACCCCGGCUGCGGCGCUCCCCGGCCGCCCCUGCAGUAUCCCCCGACCCCGGCCCCGGCCCCGGGCACCGCCAGCGCGACCAUGUCGGCGGAGUGCCGAGACGAGUGCUUCCUCUACAUGAUCUCCUGCUUCAGGCCGCGGCUGAAGCAGUGCAUCCGGGUGCUGCCGGUGCUGGACUGGCUGCCCUCGCUGAGCCGGGAGGAGAAGGAGAAGGUGCGGGUGGCGGCGGAACAGCGGGGCGAGGUGGAGGGGGCCGAGGAACUGCUGCGCGCUGUGGAGCGCGGCCCCCGUGGCCAAGGUUGGUUCCCCGAGUUCCUGCAGGCGCUGGAGAGAGGUGGCUGUGACCUGGCUGCCCGCUACGUGAACCCCAGCCAGCUGCCCUCACCCACCGAGGAGGCUGACCACGACCUCUGCGUGCACUUGGUGCAGCUGCUCCACGCCACCCUGGUGGAUAGGAUGCAGACCAGGCAGGUGGCCGAGAAGUGCCUGCAGAUGGACAUUUUCCAGGAGGAGGACCUGGAACGGAUCAAUGCUGUUACUGACACUCGUGGGAACAGAGAUGGUGCAAGGGAGCUGUUGAGUAGAAUAGUGCAGAAAAAGGAUUGGUUCUCUCCUUUUUUGGUUGCUCUGCGUCAAACACAACAUGAAGACCUUGCAGAUGAUUUAAGCGGAAAUACAGGAGGAAAAGAGAAUAAAGAAAACGGGGUGAAGAACAGUACAAACAAAGAAACAGAAGCUGCAAGCCAACCAGGACAUACUGUAGUGGAGGACUUGAAACAGCAAGAAAAUCUGGAUAGUGGUUCUGUCAGUGAAAAUGGUGUAUUGGAAACAUCUGUUGAAAAGAAUUCUGUAGUUUUGGAAUCAGAUGCCGCUACAGAAGAUAGAAGUGUCAGUAACAUGAAUGAAAACCUGGGACAGAGCAGUACAACCAGUGAUUCAGAUGAAGAUGAAAUGGAGAGCAGAGCUUCACCUGAACCAGAUCUGAUCCUGAGAGAUUACCAGAUGGAAGUUGCAAAGCCAGCACUGAAUGGGGAGAAUAUUAUAAUAUGUCUCCCUACAGGCAGUGGUAAAACCAGAGUGGCUGUUUACAUUACCAAAGAUCACUUGGAUAAGAAAAAAAGAGCAUCAGAGCCUGGAAAAGUUAUAGUACUCGUUAAUAAGGUACCAUUAGUGGAACAGCAUUUACGAAAAGAGUUUAAUCCAUUCCUGAAACGUUGGUAUCAGGUUAUUGGUUUAAGUGGUGAUUCUCAGCUGAAAAUCUCAUUUCCUGAAGUUGUCAGAAGAUAUGAUGUAAUCAUCAGUACAGCACAGAUUCUUGAGAAUUCACUGUUAAAUGCAACUGAAGAAGAUGAAGAAGGUGUCCACUUAUCAGAUUUUUCACUCAUCAUUAUUGAUGAGUGUCAUCACACUCAAAAGGAAGGCGUCUACAACAACAUAAUGCGACGCUACGUAAAAGAGAAGAUGAAGAACAGAAAACUGGCGAAAGAAAACAAACCAUUGAUUCCACAGCCUCAGAUUCUGGGACUUACAGCCUCACCUGGAGUAGGAGGUGCAAAUUCCAACCCAAAAGCUGAAGAACAUAUUCUAAAAAUCUGUGCCAAUCUUGAUGCACGUAGAAUCAUGACUGUUGAAGAACAUGCCUCCCAACUGAAAAAUCAGGUGAAGGAACCAUUUAAGAAGACUGUGAUUGCAGAUGACCAAAGAAGGGAUCCAUUCAGAGAAAGAAUUAUUGAGAUCAUGACAGAUAUUCAAAACUAUUGCAAGCUCUAUCCAAAAUCUGAGUUUGGAUCUCAGCCAUAUGAACAGUGGGUGAUUAGAGAAGAGAAAAAAGCUGCAAAAGAAGAAAAACGCAAGGAACGUGUCUGUGCAGAACACUUGAAGAAAUAUAAUGAUGCUCUGCAAAUUAAUGACACCAUCCGAAUGGUUGAUGCAUACAAUCACCUAAAUAACUUUUAUAAGGAGGAAAAAAGCAAGAAAACAGUAGGAAGUGAUGAUGAUGAUGAACCAGCAGUAUCAAAACAGGAUGAAACAGAUGAAUUUCUAAUAGAUUUAUUUCAUGCAAAAAAGAAACAUCUAAAAGAGUUGGCUAGAAAUCCAGAAUAUGAAAAUGAGAAGCUGAUAAAGUUGCGAAACACUUUAAUGGAGGAGUUCACAAAGACUAAAGAACCUAGAGGAAUUAUUUUCACAAAGACUCGGCAAAGUGCUUUUGCUCUAUUCCAGUGGAUUACGGAUAACCCAAAAUUUGAAGAAGUGGGGAUUAAGGCUCAUUAUCUUAUUGGAGCUGGACACAACAGUGAAACUAAACCCAUGACUCAGAAUGAGCAAAGGGAAGUCAUUGAUAAAUUCCGAGGUGGAAGUGUAAAUUUACUUAUUGCUACUACUGUAGCUGAAGAAGGCCUGGACAUCAAAGAGUGUAACAUCGUUAUUCGCUAUGGCCUUGUCACCAAUGAAAUUGCUAUGUUGCAGGCCCGUGGUCGAGCUCGAGCUGAUGAGAGCACCUAUGCACUUGUGGCUUCGAGUGGCUCAGGAGCUGUUGAACGUGAAGAUGUAAAUAUUUUCCGUGAGAAAAUGAUGUAUAAGGCCAUUCAGCGUGUCCAGAGGAUGCCGCAGGAAGAAUAUUUAAAUAAGAUUGAGAGCUUCCAGUUGCAAAGUAUAAUGGAAAAACAAAUGAAGGCAAAAAGAGAUCAGCGUAAGACAUAUAAGAAAAACCCUUCACUAAUAACAUUCCUAUGCAAGAAUUGCCAUAAGCUGAUAUGUUCAGGAGAAGAUAUACAAGUUAUUGAAAACAUGCAUCAUGUCAGUGUGAAAAAAGAUUUCCAACAUCUUUACCAUACAAGAGAAAAUAAGACACUGCAAGAUAAACAUGCUGAUUACCGGACAAAUGUGGAAAUUAUAUGUAAAGAUUGCGGACAAGCUUGGGGAAAUAUGAUGGUUCACCGAGGUCUUGACCUGCCUUGUCUAAAGAUUAGAAAUUUUGUGGUUGUUUUUGAAGACAAGAAAACAACAAAGGAAAUUUUUAAGAAAUGGGUAGAACUGCCCAUCAGGUUCCCCAGUUUUGACUAUGCAGCUCAUUGUCCUUCAAGUGAUGAAGACUGAGGACUCAGAAUGAAAAUAAAUGUGUUUUUCGUCUCUUCUCUGACUGCUGAUUAUAGAGAGUGUUAUAGAGAGUGCUGCAUCCUAAACACAGUGAAAGCUCCAGAGCAUGAAGACACUGCCUUGAAGAGGAGAAGACCCAAGGGAGGAGAAGGACAAAGUCACGUGGCAGCUGUAUGCACUCAGAUUUGCAGUGGCACUCCAAGACAAAUAAGACCAAAUACAUUGCAGUGAUGUGUAUCCAUGGAACAAAUUCCCCUCUCAGUAUAGUCCAAUGUGGGGUGGCAACACUGUCAAAAGUGUGUUUGGUGACCUGUCUUUAAGCACAGAACAUAAGACAGUCAUCCUGACACUUGCUGUGGUGACUGUUUUCUGUUUUGCUUUCUGCUACAACCCUUAUGAAGAUAAAGUGUCUUAAAAAAGAAACCACGUAAAGAGAACAGAUUACAUGAGUGUAAUUUUUGAGUCAUUGUAGCUUCUGUGUUUUCAUGACAGAGUCCUUUCUCUCUUACCUUUAGCUGUAAGCUCAGGCAUUUUUACAGACUAAGUUUCCAUUAAAAGAAAUUUCAAAAAAAUCAAGCCCUUAAGUUGACUUUAAAUUGAUUAUCUUAAUGUCCAAGAAGGACAAUGACAAUUGACUUUCUGUGUGUUAGCUUCAUAGGAUUGUUAAACUGGCUAUAGCCAUUGAGGUACGUAUUUUUUUUCAAUAAAUGAGUGUAAUAAAUAACUUUUACCAACU
Cygnus olor (mute swan) is the source of this 5032-nucleotide messenger RNA. RefSeq names its product interferon induced with helicase C domain 1 (gene IFIH1). The transcript is spliced from 16 exons. Lineage: Eukaryota; Metazoa; Chordata; Aves; Anseriformes; Anatidae. Gene Ontology annotation, biological process: positive regulation of interferon-beta production; innate immune response; response to virus. Gene Ontology annotation, molecular function: double-stranded RNA binding; DNA binding; ATP binding. The record is from RefSeq and is a predicted model, not a curated record. Gene Ontology annotation, cellular component: cytoplasm. The coding region runs from base 1282 to 4296 and encodes 1004 amino acids.